This is a messenger RNA of Chroicocephalus ridibundus (black-headed gull), 1665 nucleotides long. Its product is annotated as probable glutamate receptor. The transcript has 11 exons. NCBI's taxonomy places the organism in Eukaryota, Metazoa, Chordata, Aves, Charadriiformes, Laridae. Gene Ontology annotation, cellular component: presynaptic membrane; postsynaptic density membrane; plasma membrane. Gene Ontology annotation, molecular function: transmitter-gated monoatomic ion channel activity involved in regulation of postsynaptic membrane potential; kainate selective glutamate receptor activity. The coding region runs from base 165 to 1628 and encodes 487 amino acids. Gene Ontology annotation, biological process: monoatomic ion transport; modulation of chemical synaptic transmission; synaptic transmission, glutamatergic. The record is from RefSeq and is a predicted model, not a curated record.
AUCUUUAUAACAGUGUUGGAUGCCUGUGCGCGUUCAGUGUUCCAGCAGUUUCAUUGUGCCUGUUCAUCGAGUUGCUUCUGCUGGUGCCCAGUCAGACAAACGGAACUAGGAGAGGCUAAAGGAAUUGCUGAAGUUUCCUUUACAAAGUAGAUAUUUUUGCUACAAUGGACAAAGGUCUUCACUUCACCUUCCAUGUGGUUACAACCAUGCUGCUCCUGAGAGGAUCAAGCCAGGCAGGAACUACAAGGAAUGAUGAUGCUGUGAGUAAGGGCACUGACUCAAGGGGACCAGGAGAGGGUCUUCCAACUUUGACUGUCACAACAAUCUUGGAAGAUCCCUAUGUCAUGGUGAGAAGCGCAGAACUGGAGGGAUACUGCAUUGAUUUGCUGAAAGCACUUGCUGCCAUGCUUCACUUCAGCUACAAGGUGAAGGUGGUGGGAGACGGGCAGUACGGUGCUGUCUCUUCCACUGGGAACUGGACAGGGAUGAUUGGCGAGAUUUUGAGACAGGAAGCAGACAUUGCGGUGGCUCCGUUGACAGUCACGUCAGCAAGGGAAGAGGUGGUCUCCUUCACCACACCGUUCCUACAGACUGGGAUUGGAAUCUUGCUUCGAAAGGACACCGUCUCUCAGGAGAUGUCUUUCUUCCACUUCCUGGCUCCUUUCAGUAAGGAGACCUGGACUGGCCUUUUAUUUGCUUAUGUGCUGACGUGCUUCUGCCUCUUUCUUGUUGCCAGACUGAGCCCCUGUGAAUGGAAUGAGCCCAAGAACGAAGAGAACCAUUUUACCUUCUUAAAUAGCCUCUGGUUUGGAGCGGGAGCCCUUGCCCUGCAAGGUGUCACCCCUCGGCCCAAAGCGCUCUCUGUGCGGGUCAUCGCUGCCGUCUGGUGGCUGUUCACCAUCGCCUUGCUGGCUGCCUACAUCGCCAACUUCACCGCGCUGCUGAGCUCCGGCAGUGAGCAGCUCCCAAUACAGACUUUUGAAGAUCUUGUGAAGCAAAGAAAGCUCGAGUUUGGGACACUGGAGGGCUCCUCUACUUUCUACUACUUCAAGAACUCCAAGAAUCCCAUCCAUCAGAUGAUCUACGAAUACAUGGACAAGAGACGAGACCAAGUUUUAGUCAAAACCUACCAGGAAGCAGUUCAACGUGUGCUGGAAUCAAACUAUGCCUUCAUUGGUGAAUCGAUCUCUCAAGACCUCGCGGCUGCCAGGCACUGUGAUUUGAUCCGGGCCCCUGAAGUUAUUGGAGCCAGAGGAUUUGGCAUCGCCACUACCCAGGCAUCCCUGUGGACUAAGAAGCUCUCCGUCGCCGUCCUCAAACUGCGCGAAUCGGGUGACCUUGACUACCUGCGUAACAAGUGGUGGGAGACCAGCUGCCUCCACAAAAGCAGAGAGCGCUGGAGUCCGCUGCAGCCCCAGGCUCUGGGUGGGCUCUUCCUUACUCUUGCAAUUGGCCUUGCCCUGGGAGUGAUUGCGGCUGUGGUGGAGCUCUCGAAUAAGAGCAGACACGCUGCUGGACACGUAAAGAAAUCGUGUUGCUCCGUUUUCACAGAAGAAAUGUGCACUCGUCUACGUAUAAAAGAAAAUACAAGACAAAGCCAGGAGACUUCAGGGAGGGCUAACGCUUAAGAAAUUUUUGCUCGAGGAAUGAGCGUGUAUUAGGUUU